GAGCUCUGGUUAGUUUGAGUAAGUAAGGAAUUUCCUCAGUUCCUGAAUUAGAAUGAUUCUGGAUGGGGAAAUUAUAGAGUUAAACACUAUUCUGUUAGUUUAAGAGACACUACUGCCUGACAAGAAGCCAACUUAUCCUGACGUUUGAACUGCUGGUUAAAGCUUCAAGGUUCUCAGUAAUAUAAAGCCUGAGGAAAGAAAUGAGUAGGAAAAUAGUCUCCCUAUUGAAUUAAAGAGAAAUUGAAGAAGAGUCACUGAAAAAUACUUCUGUGAUUAUGGAGUCAACUCACAACAAAAAGAAAAAAAUAGUUAUCAUUGGUGGUGGAUUGCAGGAAUGGUAUGUCACAAACACCUGGGAAGAGGAACUCUAUUCCAUGAAGGCAUGGAUGGUUCACUGCAGUUAGCCUGGCAUGAAUUCUUCCUAAAGAACCUGGAAUACAGAGAGGCGAUGUGGUUUAAUGCGAGGAGGGAAACAAGCAUUUAUUAAUCACCCACUACAUGCCAGUUGCUGUGUUAAGUGCUUUCCAAAUGUUAUCUUAUUUGAUACUCACAACAACCCUACAAGGUGGGUGCAUUAAAUGCUUGCUUCCUUGCAAAAAGAGGUUUCGAGGUUGAUGUCUAUGAAGCCAGGGAAGAUAUUCGACUUGCGAAAUCUGCCCGUGGAAGAAGUAUUAAUUUGGCCCUUUCUCAUAGAGGGCGUCAGGCUCUUAAAGCUGUUGGACUAGAAGACCAGGUUGUAUCCCAAGGUAUUCCCAUGAGAGCAAGAAUGAUUCAUUCCCUUUCAGGAAAAAAAUCUGCAAUUCCUUAUGGGACAAAAAAUCAAUAUAUUCUUUCUAUAAGUAGAGAAAGUCUGAACAAGGACCUGUUGACGGCUGUUGAAAAACACCCCACUGCAAAGAUGCACUUUGGACACAAGUUGUUGAACUGUAAACCUGAAGAAGGUGUAAUCACUCUCCUUGGAUCUAAUCAGGUCCCUGUAGAAGUUACUUGUGACCUUAUUGUAGGAUGUGAUGGAGCCUAUUCAACAGUCAGAGCACAGUUCAUGAAGCGGGCUAGGUUCAACUACAGUCAACAGUAUAUUCCUCAUGGAUAUAUGGAACUGACUAUUCCACCUAAGAAUGGGGAGUAUGCCAUGGAACCUAAUUAUCUACACAUAUGGCCUAGAAACACUUUCAUGAUGAUUGCACUUCCUAACCAGAACAAAUCCUUUACCUGUACUUUGUUCAUGCCCUUUGAAGAUUUUGAAAAACUCACUACAGGUAGUGAUGUGCUGGAUUUCUUCCAGAAGCACUUCCCAGAUUCCAUCCCUCUAAUGGGAGAAGAAGCACUGAAACGAGAUUACUUUCUGCUGCCAGCCCAGCCCAUGAUAGCUGUCAAGUGCUCAACAUUCCACAUUGGUUCCCAGUGUGUACUCAUGGGAGAUGCGGCACAUGCUAUUGUACCCUUUUUUGGACAAGGCAUGAAUGCGGGCUUUGAAGACUGUUUGGUAUUUGAUGAAUUAAUGGAUAAAUUCCAUAAUGACUUAAGUAUCUGUCUUCCAGAAUUCUCAAGACUUCGAAUUCCAGAUGAUCAUGCAAUUUCGGAUUUGUCCAUGUAUAAUUACAUAGAAAUGCGAGCACAUGUCAAUUCAAAAUGGUUCAUCUUCCAAAAGAAUAUCGAAAAAUGUCUUCAUGCAAUUAUGCCAUCAACCUUUAUUCCACUCUAUACCAUGGUCACUUUUUCCAGAAUACGAUACCAUGAAGCAGUUCUACGGUGGAAAUGGCAAAAAAGGGUUAUAAACAAAGGACUCUUUUUCUUUGGGACAGCAACAGCCCUAAGUGGUACCUGCUUACUUAUAACUUACAUGUCUCCAAUGGUCCAACUGAAGAUGCUGUGGCACUGGAUCACUUCCUUCAGGAGCACAGAAAACCUCUUUUUGAAACUUCCAUGGAAGUAAAAGAGUGAAUUCUAGAUUGUGAUAUAGGCCAUUAUGAAAGAGAAUUAUCUAAUGACAGAUGGUUGUUUUCUUGAAAAAAGACCUCAGCCAUUCACAAACAUAGAGUGACCUCCAUUUACAAUUCACUAUUUAAAAGCAUCCUUCAAAUGAUAAUGCCAUUUGAAUUAAAUUUAUAAAAGAGUAUACAUUUUUUUUAAUUGAGAGCACUAGAAUGAUUUUGGACUUUCUGAAUAUUGUCCUGAAGGUCCAAAAUCAUCUUAUAGGUGACAGUGCUAUCAAUAAAAUCCUCCUGAAAAUUUAAAAA
This is a messenger RNA of Monodelphis domestica (gray short-tailed opossum), 2240 nucleotides long. The record is from RefSeq and is a predicted model, not a curated record. Lineage: Eukaryota; Metazoa; Chordata; Mammalia; Didelphimorphia; Didelphidae.